Messenger RNA from Dovyalis caffra, 714 nucleotides. Lineage: Eukaryota; Viridiplantae; Streptophyta; Magnoliopsida; Malpighiales; Salicaceae. The record is from the annotation of a GenBank genome assembly.
AUGGAGGUUAUGGAGCUGAAAGUUCACCUGCAUUGCAAGGCUUGCGAGAAAGCAGUUCGAAAAUCCUUGUGCAAGAUCAAAGGGGUGAAAUGCGUGCAGAUAGAGAGUAUAUCAAACAAGAUAACAGUAAUGGGGUAUAUGGAUAAAAAAGUGGUGGUGAAAGCUAUUUGGAAGACAGGGAGAAGGGCUGAUGUGUUGCCAUCUUCAUCUUCAACAUCAUCAUUCUCAUCAGUUCGUUUGGAGGCACCGGCACUGGCACCUAGUCCCAGAUUGCCUACUGGCUUUCGGUGCAUCAUUCCAGCUAAAUGGAGUUUCAAGAAAUCAAAUCGCAUCCCAAAAACUACUGUUGUGUACAAAAUGGGACAUCCAAAUUUGGCAUGGAAAGGUUACAAAGGAAAGGCAAACAACUGCUUGAGAAUAGCUACGCAGAGGAUGCAGAAAGGCUUGCAGUUUUCCACCAGAGACCGCCGCAACAGGAAGCGUGACUUUCGUUCUCUAUGGAACCUCCGCAUCAACGCUGCCACCCACCAACACGGCAGUCAGGACUGCCUCAGAUUAGCAGUGGAAUUGGUUCUCAACUUCUCAUAUGAUCUUGCUCAAGGUCUGUGCAGUUCUGAUGUUGUCAGUCUUGAGGAUGCUCAAGCGUUCUUGACAAAAUUUGGGCAAUCCUUCUGGUCCUGCGUUGUAAAGGGGCCUAAAUCUAUUUUUCCCUAG